Messenger RNA from Bemisia tabaci, 2310 nucleotides. The record is from RefSeq and is a predicted model, not a curated record. NCBI's taxonomy places the organism in Eukaryota, Metazoa, Arthropoda, Insecta, Hemiptera, Aleyrodidae.
UCUCCUUAGCAUUCACCAAAAACAAAUAAGAGGUGUCGGAGAGACAGAGCGGUAAAAUUGAACACCGCGGUUCCUUCCUUUAAGUCUCGCUUUUGCACCGGCUCCAUUCAUUAGAGUCCCAGCUACCGCCGGUGUACCCAGUGAUUUUCCUCCGCGGUGUUCCCGGCCAGGAAGUUACAACCGAGGACGCAAGUUCACCUCAAUCGGCGUCUGAUUGGACGACGGAGUUACGGACCCGCAGGGCGCCGAAUUCGAAUCCAAGCAAGUACAAAACAUGGAGAGGAGGAAAAUACUAGGCCUGCUGUUCCUGACAGGGGCCAUAUUUUGCACAGCCCUCACUCAACCAAUUGAGGCAGAGACUGGAAGCAAGAGGGUACAAGACCUAGACUGGUGGCAGAGCGGCGUCAUCUACCAGAUCUACCCGCGCUCCUUCAAAGACAGCAACAGCGACAGCAUCGGCGACCUGGACGGGAUCACCGAGAAGAUGGACUACCUCAAAUCCCUGGGGAUCACCGGCGUCUGGCUCUCCCCGAUCUACGAGUCCCCCCAAGCCGACUUCGGCUACGACAUCUCCGACUUCCGCAAGAUCGACCAGUUCUACGGGACCUUCGAGGACUUCGCCCGUCUCCGCGAAGCCGUCCAGUCGCGCGGUCUAAAACUCCUUCUCGACUUCAUCCCCAACCACACCUCGGACGAGCACGAGUGGUUCGAGAAGUCCGUCCAGAACAUCCAACCCUUCGCCGACUACUACGUUUGGCGCGACGCCCGCUACGAGAACGGCACCAGGCUCCCGCCCAACAACUGGGUCUCCUUCUUCGAUGGCUCCGCCUGGACCUGGAACGAGAACCGUCAGAAGUACUACCUCCACCAGUACCACGAGAAACAACCCGACUUGAACUACCGAAACCCGGCUGUUCUAGAGGAAAUGAAGGAAGUCAUGCGGUUCUGGCUCGACGCCGGUGUCGACGGAUUCCGCGUCGAUUCCUGCAACACCCUCGUCGAAGACGCUCGCUUCCUGGACGAGCCGCGCUCCUACCUCACCGGCGUCCGCGAGAACAGCAUCCAGUACCUCAACCACGUCUACACCCAGGACCAACCGGAGACCUACGACAUCAUCCACCAGUUCCGCCAGGUCCUCGACGAGUACUCGAAGAAGGAAACCAACAUGAUCCAGGCCUGCGACACGGAGAGGGAGAACUGCACGUCAUUGGCGACCAGGAGACCAUCCACGAGAGCCAUGAUGACCGAGGCCUACGUCCCCAUCAAGGACACCAUGCGUUUCUACGGAAACUCCACUCAUCAAGGCGCCCACUUCCCGUUCAACUUCUUCCUGAUCACCGAUCUCGACCGGCAGUCCCAGGCGCAGGACUACCUGCGAGUCAUCAACAUGUGGAUGUCCAACAUGCCCGAAGGGCACUGGCCCAACUGGGUGCUCGGCAACCACGACAGACCCAGGAUCGCAACCCGCUUCGGGCCGGAGCUGGUGGACGGUUUGCACAUGAUCCAGUUCAUCCUGCCGGGUACCGCCAUCACCUACUUCGGCGAUGAGAUCGCUAUGGAGGACACCUUUAUCCGCUGGGACGAGACUGUGGACCCCUUCGCUCUGGGCGUCGGCAAAGAGCACUACUUGGAGGUAUCGCGGGACGGGUGUCGCGCCCCCUUUUUGUGGGACAACACCCUCAGCGCUGGCUUCUCCACGCUCGCCUACACCUGGCUCCCCGUUAACCCUAAUUUCUAUCGCUCCAAUCUCCAGAUCCAGAUGGAGGACGCUAAGAGCCACUUCAAAGUUUACAAGAAGCUUGUCCAGUUGAAGAAGAAACCGGUCAUCCAAUUUGGUACCCUGAAUGUCAAGACUCUCUCACGGCAGACGCUGAUGAUAGAACGAGUUGAUAGGGCUAGUCAGGUGCUCUAUGUGACAGUGGUCAAUACUGGAAGUUAUUACGACUACAUUGAUUUGAGCGAACUCUUGAGUUUGCCGCUACCGAAUCUCACAGUCUAUGCUUCGAGCGUCAAUAGCAUGUAUGCGGAGGGCACUGAAGUAUCACCUGAUAGGCUUCGUCUCCGACCGAAGGAGGCCCUAAUUUUAACCAAUGAGAAACCAGCGCUGCAGAAAGAAGAAUCAAAAGACGAGACGAAGUGAGGUUUUUAAAGAGUGGCGUGCAGCUUGAACUUUUUUAGUAUUUGAUUGUUGAUAGUUCCUAUAAGUAUUAUUAGUCAGUAUUCAUGAUCAAACUUUAUCGACUGUAUGACUAUUGUUAUGAAUUAAAAUUUGUUGUUGCAUUUGAAUACAACUGAAUCCAUUUGUUUUAA